UGUGCAUACAAUAUUAAAAGCACAGUUGCAGUACUUUAUAUUUGCAAUUUAGACUUCAUUGGUGACACAAAAAAAACGCUGAAAAAUCUUAUCAAGAUGCGGCUAGGAAAGAAACAUUUUGAAAUAGCUACAAAAUGGAUACCAUCUGCAAUGAUUUAUGGAGGAUCGGCUGGCCUGGCUACAGUUUAUUUUACUGAUUGGAAAGUAAUAGCUGCGUAUAUCCCCUUUUAUGGAGGAAAAUUUCAAGAAUAGAUUUUAAGAUAUUAUAUAAUGUAUUAUUUAAUAAACCUUAGUACUAUGUAAAUUAUUGAAUACAUCAUUUAUUAAGUAUAAUUAUAUAAUAAAAAUUGUUUAAUUUUAUGUAAAUUCAA
Molecule: messenger RNA, 371 nt
Organism: Megachile rotundata (alfalfa leafcutting bee)
Lineage: Eukaryota; Metazoa; Arthropoda; Insecta; Hymenoptera; Megachilidae
Gene: UQCR-6.4
Product: Ubiquinol-cytochrome c reductase 6.4 kDa subunit
Biological process (GO): mitochondrial electron transport, ubiquinol to cytochrome c
Cellular component (GO): mitochondrial inner membrane
Source: RefSeq, a predicted model, not a curated record